Westerdykella ornata is the source of this 1560-nucleotide messenger RNA. RefSeq lists its product as uncharacterized. The transcript has a single exon. NCBI's taxonomy places the organism in Eukaryota, Fungi, Ascomycota, Dothideomycetes, Pleosporales, Sporormiaceae. Bases 169 to 1224 code for a protein of 351 amino acids. The record is from RefSeq and is a predicted model, not a curated record.
CUAUUCCAACCGCACCUCAAGUGAGGCCGUGUUUUGUUUCUCUGCCAUUUCGCCCAACCCAGCAUCUUAUCGAGGCAUCCGCUAUGUGCGCGCACUGAAGAUCGCCGUCUGUCGACAUCUCCUCCCAUCGGCCUCCUCGUUCGACGUCUUGAGCACCGCCCGUCGAGCAUGGAGGAGCGCGCGACAACCAGCAAGAAACCUCUGCACUCCAGUCCCCUCCCCACCCCAAGACCGUUGACCCCACCGGAUAUGGAAGCAGAUACAAGUUGCUCAGAGCAACCGAGGUCAGCAGCCGUAGAUGUACGCGACGAUACCCUCUUCGAUUCUACAUACUCCAGCGGCUCGAGUCUUGACGCGGCGUCAGACCAGGCUCUAGGAACUCGAGACGCAUGGCCUCCUUCACCUUCACCUUCUCCCGACCUAUCUCCUACACACAGUGUGCAGAAGAAAGGGCGCGUGAGCCCGUCCGCAUCCCGAGGAUUUGGUUCCAUUCAAAGCAGUCCAGACAGCCGCCCGUAUACACCAACCAAGACUUCCGUCCAACGCCAUGGGCCUCAGUACCCCUUCACCCCAGAUAGCAUGCGAGUACCUAUUAAACGAUCGAUUACAUUUGACGCUGCAUCAUCGCUACCCCAGACGCCAUGGGCUUCCCCUCCGUCGGCUGACUUCACACGCGCGUCUCCAGUACAGCAUGCGCUCUUCUCCUGUCUGAAUAACCUGGAGCGAUUGAUAAGCACAAACCAGCCGGGUCCCACACAGAUGGAAUACAUCAUCGGCCAGUUCGAGGCCAUGACCAGCUAUCUCUCGGCCCCUGAGGCGCAAUCUAAACAACUUGACGAGCAUCUCUUCUCCGAACUGGAAAAAGUCGAAGGAGUGGACAAGUCGCAGCGCCUGACUAAAGAGGAAGCCGAGGCAUACGUCGCUGAGGUGGGAGCAUUCAUCCAAGGCGUCAGAGUGCACGCUGCGGAAUUGCAGACACGGCUGGACGAAACGAAGCAGCUCAACGAAAUCUACGUGGACAUCAUCUCGGAUCUGCGCCAAGAGUUGAGGACGACUCGCGAUACUGUUGCGCAGUUGCAGCAGAAACUGGACCGUCAAGGCGAACCCCGGACAGUAAGGCACCACAAGGUCUUCGUCAAGGUGGACCAGCCCAAGCGAAGCGGGUUCUGGAGCUCCUUCGUCGAGGCCUUGGAUGAGUUCGGCGCUAUGCUGAACGACUGGUAAUGAAUUUCCUUGCCUUUCUGUAUAUCCUCUGUCGAGGUGUUGAGCAUAGCACAACACCAUAGCACCAUCCUUCAGAUUUCAUCUCCUUUCCCUUUCCCUUUAGUCACGGCCUCCGAUGAUCCGGCAUACGGAACACGUCAUCAAGCAUUUUCUGGCGUCAGUCUGGGUAUCUUCCUUUUCUUUUUUGGUCGUCGGUUUUCCUAUCUGGCCCGGCGUGGUUCCUGGAUACCCCCAAACCCCUAUCUCCUCGUUCUGUCUAUCAGCAUACAUAAUUCUUCAUCAUACCCGAGCAGUACUGCAUCACGCGGUACACCUCGCCUCUAGUAAUCAAAGCUC